Messenger RNA from Setaria italica (foxtail millet), 3025 nucleotides. Its product is annotated as putative serine/threonine-protein kinase-like protein CCR3. Gene Ontology annotation, molecular function: ATP binding; protein serine/threonine kinase activity. The coding region runs from base 281 to 2764 and encodes 827 amino acids. The transcript has a single exon. Lineage: Eukaryota; Viridiplantae; Streptophyta; Magnoliopsida; Poales; Poaceae. Gene Ontology annotation, biological process: protein phosphorylation. The record is from RefSeq and is a predicted model, not a curated record.
CAGAACGGAAAAAAGAGCACACGGAAGGAGACGAAACCCGCGAGCUCGGAAGGAAAAACCCACGCGGAGACGGAGACGGAGACGCGGUCCCGGUCCCGCCCCACCGCGGCCUCCCGCGCCCAACACACCACCCCUUCACCUUUUCUUUCCGCGCGCUUCAAUUUACUCCGCCGCGGCCGCGCCUCGCUCCUCCUCCGUUCUGCCCAGUCCCACCGCGCCACGCGCCCCCGUCGAGCUCCUCGCAGAUGACGGCCGCCGCCGCCUCCCCCUCCCCCAUCCAAUGACCCCGCUGCCCGCCCUCCUGCUCCUCGUCCUCAUUGCGGCAGCGCCCGCCCCGGCCCCCGCCUCCGCGUCCACGCUCGCCGUCUCGGGCGGCGCCUCGCCCGUCGUCUGCGGCGUCGCCAAGGAGAACCGCACCCUCUACUGCGCGCCCGUCUCCGCAGGCUCUUCCAACGCCUCCGCCGUCGCGCUGCCGCUCACCUUCGCCGAGGUCUCCGCGGGGCGGGGCUUCGUCUGCGGGCUCCAAGCGGGCGGGGCGGCGCUCUUCUGCUGGCCGCCGGCGGCCGCGCCGCAGUGGCAGCAGCUCAAGCGCAUCUACAACAACGGCGCCGGCGCGCUCCAGGACCUCGCGGUCGGCGCGGACCAGGUCGCGGCCUACGACGAGGCCGCGGGGAGGGUCCUAUGGUGGCGCGGCGGGGGGCGGUUCCCCGAGCGGGCCGAUGGAGAUUUUCGGUCCCUGGUGUCCGGCGACGGGUUCUCCUGCUCAGUGGAGGCCAACGCCUCCGCGGCCGUCCGGUGCUGGGGCCCGCGCGGUAGCGCCGUGCAGGCGGACUUCGCCAACGCCACCUCCGUCCGAUACCUCGCCGCGGGGGGCACCCGCGCCUGCGCCGUCCUGGCGUCCGGCGCCGCGCUCUGCUCGGGAUCCGACUCCACCUCUGGCUCGGCCAACGCCUCUGCCGUGCUGCCGCGGGACCUCUCCCCUUACGGGCUGGCCGUCGGCGACUCCCACGCGUGCGCGCUCCGCCGAACCAACCACACCGCCGUGUGCUGGAGCCUCGGGGGGCCGACCACCACCGUGUACUAUCCGGCCGUGGGGACUGCGUUCCAGUUCCUCGUCGCCGACGGCAACAUCACCUGCGGCGUCGCCAGCAUCGACUUCAGCGUGAUGUGCUGGUCGUUGGGCUCCGAUGCCACCACCGUUUCGUUGCCGCGGAUCCUCCCGGGCGUCUGCGUCCGCGACGAGAGCUCGUGCGGCGGAUGCGGUUACCUGUGGCAGUCGCAGCAGUUCUGUGGGGGCUCCGGCGGGAUCUGCCGCCUCUGCGACGGUUCGUCGGCGCCUCCGCCGCGGGGACCUGUUUCCCCUCCCCCCUCGUCGCCUCCGCCGCCGGGGUCAUCCAGCAAGCGCGUGUCCAAAGCCUGGAUCGCCUUCUGCGUGGUCGGCGCGGUGGGCAGCUUCGCGGGGCUCUGUUCCAUCGUCUACUGCCUCGUCUUCGGCUUCUGCAGCAAUAAGAGGGUGCACAACUCCGUGCAGCCCAACAUCACCACCGCCGGCGCGGCCGCCGCCGCCGACAACAACAAUAACAACAAUAAUGGCGGCGGCGCGGCGGGGAGCCCGUACGGUUCGCCGAACGGGUCGCGCGCGCGCGGCCUGUUCCGGCGGCAGCUGUCGCGCGUGAUGACGCGGCAGCGGAGCGGGCCGUCGUCGUUCAAGGACCCCGCGGAGGAGUUCACGUUCGCGCAGCUGGAGGCGGCGACCAAGGGGUUCGCGGCGGAGGCCAAGAUCGGGGAGGGCAGCUUCGGGACCGUGUACCGCGGCAAGCUCCCCGACGGGCGCGAGGUGGCCAUCAAGCGCGGCGAGUCGGGGACCCGGGCCUGGCGGUUCCAGGAGAAGGAGAGCGCGUUCCGGUCGGAGCUGGCGUUCCUGUCGCGGCUCCACCACAAGCACCUCGUCGGCCUCGUUGGCUACUGCGAGGAGAACGAGGAGCGCCUGCUGGUGUACGAGUACAUGAAGAACGGCGCGCUGUACGACAACCUCCACCCCAAGCCCGGGUCGGCGGCGCAGCAGUCGCCGGUGGCGUCGUCGUGGAAGCUGCGGAUCAAGAUCCUCCUGGACGCGUCCCGCGGCAUCGAGUACCUGCACUCGUACGCCGUGCCGCCCAUCAUCCACCGCGACAUCAAGUCGUCCAACAUCCUGCUGGACGGCAACUGGACGGCGCGCGUCUCGGACUUCGGGCUGUCGCUCAUGGGGCCCCCGGAGUCGGAGGAGACGCAGUCGCAGUCGCAGCGGCACCUGACGGUGAAGGCCGCCGGCACGUUGGGGUACAUGGACCCGGAGUACUACGGCCUCCACCACCUGACGGUGAAGAGCGACGUGUACGGGUUCGGCGUGGUGAUGCUGGAGGCGCUCACGGGGCGGCGCGCCAUCUUCAAGGAGGCCGAGGGCGGGAGCCCCGUCAGCGUGGUGGACCACGCCGUGCCCAGCAUCGUCGCCGGCGAGCUGACCAAGGUGCUCGACCCGCGCGCCCCGGAGCCCGCGGAGCACGAGGCCGAGGCCGUGGAGCUGGUGGCCUACACCGCGGUGCACUGCGUCCGGCUGGAGGGCAAGGACCGGCCGGCCAUGGCGGACAUUGUUGCCAACCUCGAGACGGCGUUCGCGCUCUGCGAGGGCAGCGCCGGCGAUCGUGGUGGUGGCGGGUUCGGGAACAGCUCCUCCAGCGCCAGCAUGUCCGUCACGUCCAUGGACCGGUCGGGGGCGUUGGUCUGAUCGAAUUCAAAAUUUUCUCCAUUGCUAAGAGCUUUUCGAUUCAAAGCUGUGAUUAGCCCGGGAAGGAAGGAUGGAAGGAAGCAGGCCGUUCCUUCAAAUUCGUUGCUUAGUUGAUUUUUUUCCCCUUGUUCUUUGGCUAGGGUGUGUGGUUCGAUCACACACACAUUUUGUUGUUAAUGUACAUGAUAUUCUUCCAUUGCUCUGAUUCACUCGUCCUCUCAAGACGAAACACGAGGAUUUUUGUUCUCAUCAACCCUACUA